ACACUAUUGGGCGUUUAAAAGCCGUGCUCGGAUUUCAUUGGUCGAUCACCCGGUGGAGGCGGGCACAUAUUCCCAAACCGGGAAGUAGACCUUCGACAAACGCAAUAUUAUAUGGCUAUAAUUUAAUGGCGUGCGGAGGGAAGUAAACUGCAUUGUCGAAAUAUGUUGUCUAUUUUGGUUGUCGCGGGUUUGUGGAGCCACGCCGGAGCGUUAGAAAACGGUUUGGCGAGGACACCGACGAUGGGCUGGCUACACUGGGAAAGGUUCAUGUGCAACAUCGACUGUGAAAAAGACCCGGAUAAUUGCAUUAGUGAGCGACUUUUCAUGCGGAUGGCGGAUGUGAUGGUGGAAGAGUGUUGGAGAGAGGCCGGAUAUCAGUACAUUUGCAUCGACGACUGCUGGAUGCAUCCCAGGCGGGACGCACAGGGCCGCCUGCAAGCAGACCCCGCCAGAUUCCCUGGCGGCAUCAAGAAACUGGCCGACUACGUGCACUCCAAGGGUCUGAAGUUGGGCAUUUAUGCAGAUGUUGGCAAAAGUACCUGUGAAGGAUACCCAGGCAGUCUGGGUCACUAUGACAUCGACGCCCAGACUUUUGCAGAGUGGGAAGUGGACCUGCUGAAAUUUGACGCCUGCUACAUUGACUGGACUUUGCUUGGGCAAGGCUAUGUGAACAUGUCCAGAGCCCUGAACAGAACCGGAAGACCCAUUCUCUACUCUUGCGAGUGGCCUCUACAUGAAAGGCAAUUCCAAAAGCCCAACUACACAGCAAUUAGAGAGACAUGUAACCAGUGGCGCAACCAUCCAGAUGUUUAUGACUCAUGGAGCAGCAUCAAGGCCAUCUUGGACUGGACGGCAACUAAUCAGGCUGAGCUCGUCCCCUCAGCCGGUCCUGGGGGCUGGAAUGACCCAGAUAUGCUGGUGAUAGGGAACUUUGGCUUGAGCCCGGACCAGCAGGAGUCUCAGAUGGCACUCUGGGCCAUCAUGGCGGCACCGCUCCUCAUGUCCAACGACCUGCGAGCCAUCUGUCCGCGCUCCAAGAGGCUGUUGCAGAACCGCCACAUCAUCGACAUCAGCCAGGACGCACUGGGCAAACAGGGGUACCGCACAGCCAAGGUGGAGGGAAUUGAAGUGUGGGAGAGGCCUCUGUCCAAUAGCAGGCUGGCUAUGGCCGUACUUAACAGACAGGAGAUCGGAGGUCCACGAACAUUCUCCUUUAAAGCAGCCUCUGCCUGGAAAAUGUGCAGGCCGCAGUGUGAGGUUACCCAGAUCCUGCCUUGGUAUGAGGAGAUGGGCUUUAAGACAGAACACCAAGUCAGUGUUAACCCUUCAGGGACUGCUCUCCUGAUUAUCACACCCAGCAGCCAUGCAAAGUUUAAAACUGAUGAGAUGCAUUGGUUGGAAAACGUGGACGUUCUAUAGCCAGGCAUGUGAUUUGAACUUAAUGCAUCGUCAAAAGCAGUGGUUCGUAACCUUGUUGGAGGUACCGAACCCCACCAGUUGCAUAUGCACAUUCACCGAACCCUCCUUUUUUUUUCAAAUUCAAGACAAAGUUAUUAUGUUUUUGGUAACACUUUAGUAUGGGGAACAUAUUCUAAGUAACAAAGACUUAAUUUAGAGUUUAUUGAACACUAGGCAGGCAUGUGAUUUGACCACAAUGAAAAAGAAUGAAAAUGAAAAAUUUCCGGGGGUCUGGGGGACGAAGGGCCCCAUCCAGGUCCAGGGGGACAAGGGGGGUGAUGCCCCCCGAAGCUCCUGGUUUUUCACCAAUUUAACAUGCUAAAAUUAACAAAGACAGCACCAUUUGAAGAAAAUAUUUUAGUGUUUAAAGACAUGAAAACAUAAUUAAUAGAACAUACCUUGCUUCAAGUUGUUUCAUAUGUUUUUGGCGUUUCGCAUGUACUUCUAAAGCCUUGAAACCUCGUGAUCCAUAGUCAAUAUUAUGACACCACGUACACAAAACCUUUCCGGGACGAUCGAUUUUCCGAAUAAAAUCACCGAACAAAGUCGUAACUUCCUUCUUCCCAACAGUAUUAGUGAUUUCCCUUUCCAUCGAAACUUAUUUUUGACAUGUUUAUCAAUUUCUUUUACUCGUAAAGCGUCCUUUCUCUCGAGAACCGACAUCGUUUACAUAUGGAAAAUGGCGGUAAUAACCAUGAUGAAUGAUGACGUUAUUAACGUCAUCAUUCAUAACAGAUGUCCUGAUUGGUCACAAGGAACAUAUCGACCAAUCAACUACGGCGUAAUAUAAACUACGUCUCGAAUCAUGAUUUAGGGUCAGAAAAAAAAACUGAAAAACGGGAGAUACAUUUUUUCCCCCCGAGAUUAAAAAAGACGGAAUUCUGACUUUAGACGGAAAAAUCACAUGCCUGCUAGGGGAACAUAUUCUAAGUAACAAAGAGUUAAUUUAGAGUUAUUUGGUUAGGGUUAUAAUAAGGUCAUGCCGAAUAAGGCAUUAAUAAGUACUUAAUAAUGACUAGUUAAGAGCCAAUAUGUUACUAAUUUGCAUGUUAAUAAGCAAUUAAUUAAUGGUGAAUAUGGUCCCCAUACUAAAGUGUUACCAUGUAUUUUACUGGUGCACAAAAUGAACAUCACCUUGUUCAAAGAACAAAACCAACACAGUGCAUAAACUCACAACAAAUGACACACCUGCAAAUCAGUCUGAGUUCUGCUGUUGACGUAUCCGUAAUACGCCGAUAGGGAGAAGUUUUUAUUUACACGACGAGUCGGGUGUGUUUUGACCUUCGCCGAACCCCUAGGGUUUGAUCGAACCCAGGUUAAGAACCACUGGUCUAGAGCAAAGAGUACAAGAUCAAGGGUGAUGGGUCAAAUGCAGAAAAUAAUUUCACCACACCUAAUGUAUGUGUGACAAUCAUUGGUACUUCAACUUUAACCAUUUAUUCUAUUAGCUAACUUCCUUUAUCUAAUUAGCCAUUUGUGAGUUAUAGCAUGGUAUAACUAUCUUGCAGUCAUGUUGUUUAUGUUUGAAAAUGAUUCAACUAUUCAAUGUCAAAAUAUAAACAGUAGAAACGUCAGCUAACCUCUUGUAAAACACCAAUGAAAAUGAAAUGUAUCAUUCAGACAGGCUUUACUGUAGCAAAAGUCAUCACGUCUGCCACAAUCGUGUGUUCUUAAAUGUGUAUUCCAUGUCUUACAUGGCGAGAGCAGUUUUGAUUUGGGCUUACAUGGUAAACAACUCAAAUGAAUGUUUUAGACACAUACAUUUGUUCAAGUGUGGUCAAGUAGACGCAUUAUGUGAAAAAUCUAAUAGAAUACCUCGGCUGUCUUGUUUUUUUUAAUAUAUAUAUAUAUACCGUAUUUUCCGCACUAUAAGCCGCCCCGGGUUAUUAGCCGCACCUUCAAUGAAUGGCAUAUUUCAAAACUUUGUCCACCUAUAAGCCGCCCCGGACUAUAAGCCGCGCCUACGCUGCGCUAAAGGGAAUGUCAAAAAAACAGUCAGAUAGGUCAGUCAAACUUUAAUAAUAUAUUAAAAACCAGCGUUCUAACAACUCUGUCCCAAAAUGUACGCAAAUGUGCAAUCACAAACAUAGUAAAAUUCAAAAUAGUGCAGAGCAAUAGCAACAUAAUGUUGCUCGAACGUUAAUGUCACAACACACAAAAUAAACAUAGCGCUCACUUUCUGAAGUUAUUCUUCAUUCGUAAAUCCUUCGAAUUCUUCGUCUUCGGUGUCCGAAUUGAAAAGUUGGGCAAAUGUGGGAUCCAAAAUGGCCGGUUCCGUCUCGUCAAAGUCAUCGGAGUCAGUGUCACUGUUGUCCAGCAGUUCUGUGAAUCCUGCCUUCCGGAAAGCUCGGACCACAGUUGUGACCGAAAUAUCUGCCCAGGCAUUUACGAUCCACUGGCAGAUGUUGGCGUAUGUCGUCCGGCGCUGUCUGCCUGUCUUAGUGAAGGUGUGUUCGCCUUCGGUCAUCCAUUGUUCCCACGCCGUUCGCAGUCGUGAUUUGAAUGCCCUGUUGACACCAAUAUCCAGCGGCUGGAGGUCUUUUGUCAAUCCACCCGGAAUGACGGCGAGUAUUGAAUUAAGCGCGUAAGCGUGUCUCUUAAUGUGAUGUUAUGAGCUAGCAAAUAUAACAACUACACUACCCAGCAUGCAACGAUAGUGACGAGCAUGCGCGGUAGCCCUGAGAAGCGUUGUUGUAUGUGCUGGCAGUUAGAAUGUGGUUAUGAGCAGGCUGUGAGUAAACGUUGAGAACUCAGUUAACACGCCUCGUCUUCAUUAUUUAUAAUUACAGACAACACACUUAAUAGGAGCCAUUUUGGGGUCUUUACAUAAACACACAAAUGGAAAUGAAACGUCACAUAUCCCAGCAUGCACCGCGCGCUUCUUCGUCAUCCACUGUUCCCACGCAGUUAGCAGUCUAGCUUCGAAUGCCCUGUUGACACCAAUAUCUAGCGGCUGGAGGUCUUUUGUCAAUCCACCCGGAAUGACGGCGAGUAUUGAAUUAAGCGCGUAAGCGUGUCUCUUAAUGUGAUGUUAUGAGCUAGCAAAUAUAACAACUACACUAUCCAGCAUGCAACGAUAGUGACGAGCAUGCGCGGUAGCCCUGAGAAGCGUUGUUGUAUGCUGGGAGUUAGAAUGUGGUUAUGAGCACGCUGUGAGUAAACGUUGAGAACUCAGUUAACACGCCUCGUCUGCAUUAUUUAUAAUUAGACAGACAACACACUUAAUAGGAGCCAUUUUGGGGUCUUUACAUAAACACACAAAUGAAAAUGAAACGUCACAUAUCCCAGCAUGCACCGCGCGCUUCUUCUACGGGGAAAAAAGAUGGCGGCUGUUUACCGUAGUUGCGAGACCUAAACUUUAUGAAAAUGAAUCUUAAUAUUUAUCCAUAUAUAAAGCGCACCGGGUUAAAAGGCGCACUGUCAGCUUUUGAGAAAAUUUGUGGUUUUUAGGUGCGGCUAAUAGUGCGGAAAAUACGGUAUAUAUAUAAA
Messenger RNA from Nerophis lumbriciformis (worm pipefish), 4947 nucleotides. RefSeq names its product galactosidase, alpha (gene gla). Gene Ontology annotation, cellular component: cytoplasm. NCBI's taxonomy places the organism in Eukaryota, Metazoa, Chordata, Actinopteri, Syngnathiformes, Syngnathidae. The record is from RefSeq and is a predicted model, not a curated record. Gene Ontology annotation, molecular function: alpha-galactosidase activity. Gene Ontology annotation, biological process: oligosaccharide metabolic process; glycoside catabolic process.